Messenger RNA from Jaculus jaculus (lesser Egyptian jerboa), 3305 nucleotides. RefSeq names its product pre-mRNA processing factor 40 homolog B (gene Prpf40b). Gene Ontology annotation, cellular component: U2-type prespliceosome; U1 snRNP. Lineage: Eukaryota; Metazoa; Chordata; Mammalia; Rodentia; Dipodidae. Gene Ontology annotation, molecular function: protein binding; RNA binding. The coding region runs from base 127 to 2844 and encodes 905 amino acids. Gene Ontology annotation, biological process: mRNA cis splicing, via spliceosome. The record is from RefSeq and is a predicted model, not a curated record. The transcript is spliced from 26 exons.
CCGGAGCCCCGGCCACGAAGGGGUGCGACCCCCACCGGCCCCGCCCUCCCGGCUGCAGCCCGGCCAAUCAGAGUGGCUUUUACUGGCGAGCGGGCCGAGCCGGCCCAGCUGCUCUGAGGCUCUGGCAUGUCGGUUCCCGAUUCUGGUCCCCGGCCCCCAGCAGCGCCUGCCCCCUUCCCACCGGGGCCCCCCAUGAUGCCACCACCCUUCAUGCCCCCGCCGGGGAUCCCCCCUCCCUUUCCUCCAAUGGGGCUUCCCCCUAUGAGUCAGAGACCGCCAGCCAUCCCCCCCAUGCCACCUGGCAUCCUGCCCCCAAUGCUUCCACCAAUGGGGGCACCACCACCGCUCACACAGAUACCAGGAAUGGUACCUCCAAUGAUGCCAGGAAUGCUGAUGCCAGCAGUGCCCGUCACUGCAGCGACGGCUCCGGGUGCGGACACCGCCAGCUCUGCAGUGGCUGGGACAGGCCCUCCGAGGGCCCUAUGGAGUGAGCAUGUGGCCCCUGAUGGGCGCAUCUACUACUACAAUGCUGACGACAAGCAGUCCGUGUGGGAGAAGCCCAGCGUGCUCAAGUCCAAGGCGGAGCUGCUGCUGUCUCAGUGUCCCUGGAAAGAGUAUAAAUCAGACACGGGAAAGCCUUACUACUACAACAACCAGAGUCAGGAGUCUCGCUGGACACGGCCCAAGGACCUGGAUGACCUAGAGGCUCUAGUCAAACAAGAGGCUGUAGGGAAACAGCAGCCACAGCCACUACAGCCACAGCCACCUCAGCCUCAGCCUGACCCCCCGCCUAUACCUCCUGGUCCCAUGCCAGUACCCACGGGCCUCCUGGAACCGGAACCAGGUCGAAGUGAAGAUUGUAAUGUGUUGGAGGCUGCCCAGCCCCUGGAGCAGGGGUUCUUGCAGCCAGAGGAGGGUCCCAGCAGUUCUGUUGGACAUCAGCUACCACAGCAGGAAGAGGGGGAAUCCAAGCCAGAACCAGAGCGGUCCGGCCUCAGUUGGAGCAACCGGGAGAAGGCAAAGCAGGCGUUCAAGGAGCUGCUAAGGGACAAGGCUGUCCCAUCCAAUGCAUCAUGGGAACAGGCCAUGAAGAUGGUGGUCACUGAUCCUCGUUAUAGUGCCUUGCCCAAAUUGAGUGAGAAGAAGCAGGCAUUCAAUGCUUACAAGGCACAGCGGGAGAAGGAGGAGAAGGAGGAGGCCCGGCUGAGGGCCAAGGAGGCCAAGCAGACUCUGCAGCAUUUCCUGGAGCAGCAUGAACGCAUGACUUCUACCACCCGUUACCGGCGGGCAGAACAGACUUUUGGGGAGCUGGAGGUCUGGGCUAUGGUCCCUGAGAGGGACCGAAAAGAGGUUUAUGAUGAUGUCCUCUUCUUCCUGGCCAAGAAGGAGAAGGAACAGGCCAAGCAGCUCCGGCGCCGCAACAUCCAGGCCCUGAAAAGCAUCCUGGAUGGGAUGAGUAGUGUCAACUUCCAAACCACAUGGUCCCAGGCCCAGCAGUACCUCAUGGAUAAUCCCAGUUUUGCUCAGGAUCAGCAGCUGCAGAAUAUGGACAAGGAAGAUGCACUGAUCUGCUUUGAGGAGCACAUCCGAGCUUUGGAGAGAGAAGAGGAAGAAGAGCGGGAACGAGCCCGGCUUCGGGAACGGCGCCAGCAGCGCAAGAACCGGGAGGCCUUCCAGACCUUCCUGGAUGAGCUACAUGAGACAGGGCAGCUGCACUCCAUGUCCACCUGGAUGGAGCUGUACCCAGCAGUCAGCACUGAUGUCCGCUUUGCCAACAUGCUGGGCCAGCCGGGCUCCACCCCUCUGGACUUGUUCAAAUUCUAUGUGGAGGAGUUGAAGGCACGAUUCCAUGAUGAGAAGAAGAUCAUUAAGGACAUUCUGAAGGACCGGGGCUUCUGUGUGGAGGUGAACACAGCCUUUGAGGACUUCGCCCACGUCAUAAGCUUUGACAAGAGGGCUGCUGCGCUGGACGCAGGCAACAUCAAGCUGACCUUCAAUAGUCUGCUGGAGAAAGCAGAGGCACGGGAGAGGGAACGGGAAAAGGAAGAGACACGAAGGAUGCGGCGCAGGGAAGCUGCCUUUCGAAGCAUGCUGAGGCAGGCCGUGCCUGCUCUGGAGCUGGGCACUGCGUGGGAAGAGGUCCGUGAGCGCUUUGUGUGCGACUCAGCCUUUGAGCAGAUCACCCUGGAGUCGGAGCGGAUCCGGCUCUUCCGGGAGUUCAUGCAGGUGCUGGAGCAGACUGAAUGCCAGCACCUCCACACCAAAGGUCGAAAGCACAGCAGGAAGGGCAAGAAGCACCAUCGCAAGCAUUCCCACUCACCCUCAGGCUCCGAGUCGGAAGAGGAGGAGCUGCCCCAACCAUCCCUCCGGCCCCCCAAGCGGAGGCGGCGGAACCCCUCAGAGUCUGGCUCUGAGCCCUCAUCCUCACUUGAUUCAGUCGAAAGUGGGGGUGCUGCCCUUGGAGGACGGAGCUCUCCCUCUUCCCACCUUCUCCUUGGAUCAGGGAUUUUUCCUUCUCCAGAUCAUGGCCUUCGGAAAGCCAAGAAGCCAAAAAAGAAAACUAAGAAGAGAAGACACAAAUCAAACAGUCCUGAAAGCGAGACAGACCCUGAUGAGAAAGCUGGCAAGGAGAGUGAAGACAGAGAACAAGAACAGGACAAGGACAGGGAAUUCCGGCAGGCAGAGCUCCCUAACCGCUCUCCAGGCUUUAGAGUAAAGAAGGAGAAGGUAAGCCAUGCCUUUGCUCAACAGACAGGCUGGGACACAUCAGAAAGCGAACUGAGUGAGGGGGAGCUGGAGAGGCGGCGACGGACACUCCUACAGCAGCUGGAUGACCAUCAGUGACCCCACAAGCUACUUUCUGCCUUGAGACUGGGGGAGGAGGUGGCUCUGGGGUCACCCUCACCAUCUGCCUCAAACUCCGUAUGUUUGGUCUAUGUCUACUUUUCCUAAACUCCACCCUCAGCACACCACUGUUGACACCUUUCAAGGUUGUUCUUGGUGUUCAAGGGUUCCCCAGUUCUUGGACUAGUGGAGUCCUUGUCCUCAGCCCCAGACCAGAGAUGGACAGUCCAUGCCAUGUGGGGUGGGUGAUACCAGUAGAUAAAGUAUGAGAAGGGGGUCUUUAAGGAAGAGAGAGACUGGUGGGCAUAGCCUGGGUGGCAGAGGACAGGACUCUCACCCUCUAGCAUCAGUGCCUGCUCUUGCCUGCCCUGGUCCUGAGGCUUCACCACUGCUUCCUCUCCAGCCCUGGGACCUGAUGUAUGUGUGUGUUUGUUUUUCUAAAUAACAAUAUUUAUAACAUG